Molecule: messenger RNA, 1602 nt
Organism: Humulus lupulus (European hop)
Lineage: Eukaryota; Viridiplantae; Streptophyta; Magnoliopsida; Rosales; Cannabaceae
Product: BAG family molecular chaperone regulator 7
Exons: 3
Coding region: 143-1354 (403 amino acids)
Biological process (GO): protein folding
Cellular component (GO): plasmodesma
Molecular function (GO): protein binding
Source: RefSeq, a predicted model, not a curated record
CAAAGACUCUCUCACUUACUUUCUCGCCCCAUCAUCUUCUUCAAUCCUCAUCAACCAGUCACCAACUCUGUUACGACUGUGCUAGAACCAAUUACAAACCCUAACCCGUUUCUUCACUCACUCAGUUUCUGUUCACCCAAUCAUGAGUCGAAUCAGAAGAAUCGAGCUCAUCGAGCCUUAUAGCUACUUCCCUGCUUCUUCCCCUGUCUUCAUCCACGAAACUACCUCCAUUUUUUCUCCCAAAGCCCUAGCUUUCCCUUCGCUUCUUCAAGAUUUGGAAGCUUGUGAGCUCGACUUGUUUAUCCCUAGACCCAGCCCCUUCGAACUCUUCGAAAGCGUCACCGAUCUGAUCCGAGUCGAGCGAACGCCGUCGUUGUACAAGCGAAUUCAGCGAUUGGAAAAACUAGGGGGCGACAUUGCUGUGCAGAGACUGAGUGACCGAGUCAGUGAGUUGGAAGCGCGUUUCGAUCGGCUGGCGAAGAUCAAAGACGCCGUUGGUGAUCGGAAGUACACGUGGACUGCGGAGACGAAAAUCCCUACGAAGAACGUUGACCGGAAGUACAAAUGGACGGCGGAGAUCAAAGACGCGAAGAAGAAGAAGGAAACGGGAGUGAGUGGGAAAACUUACAAAUUGACGGCUGAGAUUGAAGGGAACGGAGCUGACGGUCCGAUCUCGCGUACGUACACUUUCAAAGCAUCGAGCGGUGAUGCAAGUGAGUGUGGCGAAUCAAAGAAGAAGGACAAGAAGAAGAAGAAGAAUGGUGAGAAGGAGGAGCAUGCCACGCGUCUGGUGAGGAUUGAAGAGACUUCUGAUCAUGGGGCUGUCGUUUUGAGACAGGCUUUUGCGAAGAGAGUUGGAAGUAGAAAUGAGAAGGGUAAGAAGAAAGAACUAUCCCCUCAAGAUGCAGCAAUGAUGAUCCAGAUGACUUUCAGAGCUUAUCUAAUUAGGAGAUCACAGGCUCUUCGUGCACUCAGAGACCUAGCAGUUGCCAAGACCAAGUUGAAGGAGAUUCGAGGAUUGUUCAACAAUUACUCUUACCGCAGUCUUGUGGCUCGUGAUGCAGCCGAGCGUCAAAGGUUCUCAGAGAAAAUCAUUGUCCUUCUCCUUACUGUUGAUUCUAUUGAGGGAGCUGAUCUGAUGGUGCGAGCUGCAAAAAGGUCAAUGGUGGACGAGCUGGAAGCGAUGCUUGAUGUGGUGGAUCCACAGCCUGGGAAAUCGCUUUCCAUGAGAAGGAGAACCUUCGAUAUGCCUGACAGUGUCAUUCAGAAGGAAAUUGCUGCAGGUGUGGCAGAGGUUGUCCAAAUGCUUAACCAUGGAGAGAAUAGUUCCAGUACCUUUGAAGCUUGUUUGUGAAGAAAGCUUGGUAAAUUGGGUAUUUGUGGAAAUCAAACCUCUAUUUGGAGCGUGUUAUUUUUUUUUUUUGUAGUUUGUUGUUGAGAUAUAUAACCUAGUUGAGGAGAUUUUGGGGGACAUGUUUUCUCCCAUGAGUAGAUUCCUAGAGCUGCUUUUGUCUCCUUCUGUCGAUUAUCUCUGGUUGAAGUCCGUUGUUCCUCUUUGCUUUCAGACUCCGUUUAUAAUAAAGACCUCUCACUUUUGUAUUA